Molecule: messenger RNA, 429 nt
Organism: Gossypium raimondii (Peruvian cotton)
Lineage: Eukaryota; Viridiplantae; Streptophyta; Magnoliopsida; Malvales; Malvaceae
Product: actin-depolymerizing factor
Exons: 2
Coding region: 1-429 (142 amino acids)
Biological process (GO): actin filament depolymerization
Cellular component (GO): actin cytoskeleton; cytoplasm
Molecular function (GO): actin filament binding
Source: RefSeq, a predicted model, not a curated record
AUGGAACAGGCGAAUGCAUCAUCUGGAAUUGCAGUGGGUGAUGAAUGCAAAAUGAAGUUUUUGGAGUUAAAAGCAAAGAGAAAUUACAGAUUCAUUGUUUUCAAAAUAGAAGAAACGAGUUACCAGGUUGUGGUUGAGAAGCUUGGUCAACCCAACGAAAAAUAUGAUGAUUUAGUUGCCUGUUUGCCCCCUAAUGAGUGUCGUUAUGCUGUUUUUGAUCUUGAUUUCACCACUAAUGAAAAUUGCCAGAAGAGCAAAAUUGUCUUCAUUGCAUGGGCCCCGGAUUCAUCAAGAGUUAGAAGCAAAAUGGUAUAUGCCAGCUCCAAAGAUAGGUUCAGGAAAGAGUUAGACGGUGUUCAAGUUGAAUUGCAGGCUACUGAUCUGAGUGAAAUGAGCUACGACAUUGUCAAAGAACGAGCUAUUAGCUAG